Messenger RNA from Anisakis simplex (herring worm), 222 nucleotides. Lineage: Eukaryota; Metazoa; Nematoda; Chromadorea; Rhabditida; Anisakidae. The record is from the annotation of a GenBank genome assembly.
AUGCAAUACCUGAAGAUGGAGUCUACAAAAGCGAAGAAGUUGACGAUAAUCGACGAGUUAGAACGUCGACGGAAAAUCAGUGUGUUACAAGUUGGGUAUUGGAGGCUGGCAAGAACUUUGCAGACACUUGGAUUUGGUCAAAUUUUGAUGCUGUUCGGAACGGUUGAUUUGUUUGAAGACGAGAAUGAAUGGAAGAAUACGUUUUUGAAGAAGGAUAUUUAG